AUGGAUGAUUUGUGGUCUAAAUUAUUUGAAGAUAGCUAUGCAAAUGGUGAAGGUUGUGUUGCACCCACUAUGGAUCCUCAAUUAGUGCAACCUGUUGAUAUUGAGGAAGAAAAUAUAGAAAGUGAAGAAGAGAAUAGGACUACGCAAGGAUUUGAAGAUUUGUUAUAUUCUCAGGAUAACCAACAUUCUUCCCAAUUGCAUGAUUUGGAGGUAGAUGAGUCUUCAUUUUGGAAUAAUUUCAUGAGUGAGGUGAACCAUUGUGUUGGUAACCAGGAUGUUAGUGGUACUCAAGUACCUAGACAAUCUCAAAGUAAUAAUGUUAAAAAAUGUGCAAAAACUCAGAAUAUUGGUCUUAAACCCACUCAAAUGACGCGUAAGAGGAGACAAUCGGGAGGAGCAGCUCAACUUUCUAGUCAAUUGAAUAGUUUGAUUUCAAAUUCAAACCGGGCAUUAGACGUUUUAAUAGGGGAUAGUACUGUGAAUACUCAAAGCACUACAACUGUUAGUCUUACUGCAGCAAUAAGUGUUAUUAACCGCAUGGUUACUGAUGGUAUUAUGGAAAAAGGUGGAGAUUUGUGGUGUUUUUCUCUUAGCUUUCUUAAAGAUGAUUUGAAUAGGGAAAUUUUUUCCAAUAUUGAUGAUGACUUCUCUAGAAAAGCUUGGUUGAAGUAUAUGCAUGAUACAAGCAAAGGACAGGAAUGGAUGAGAGAAGUCUUGAAUGGACAUCCUAUUCGAUGUGUAAAUACAUUUAGAAUGGACUCCGCUUUGUUUAAGCAAUUAUGUGAAGACUUAUAUUCAAAAUAUGGAUUACGAUCUACUAGGAAUAUGUCAAUUGUGGAGAAAGUUGGUAUAUUUAUAUACACACUUGCUAUGGGUGCUUCAAAUAGAGAUGUUGGAGAGCGAUUUCAACGUUCCGGUGAAACAAUAAGUAGAGCAUUUCAUGAAGUUUUGGAAGCAAUUAGUGGUAGGAGUAGGGGAUAUCAAGGGCUUGCACGUGAUAUCAUAACACCAAAUGAUCCUACAUUUCAAGCUAUACCGUCUUACAUUACUAAUGAUGCACGAUACAUGCCAUAUUUCAAGGAUUGCAUUGGAUGUAUUGAUGGUACUCAUAUAGCAGCAUGCAUUCUUGAGGCUGAUCAAUUGCGAUAUAGAGGGAGAAAAGGAAUUCCUACUUUCAAUGUCAUGGCAGUGUGUGACUUUGAUAUGUGUUUCACUUUUAUAUCUGUUGGAUGGGAAGGAUCCGCACAUGAUACACGUGUAUUUGUUCAUGCAAUUAGUACACCAUCAAUGAACUUUCCCAAGCCGCCACAAGGAAGAUAUUAUUUGGUAGAUAAAGGAUAUCCAGAUAAACAAGGAUAUUUGGUACCGUAUCCAAGAAUAAGGUAUCAUCAAUCUCAAUUUGAACAAGAGCCGCCAACUAAUGCUCAAGAAGCAUUCAAUCGUGCACAUUCUUCUCUUCGAAGUUGUAUUGAGAGGUCGUUUGGAGUAUUGAAGAAGAGAUGGAAGAUACUUGCUAAAAUGCCACAGUUUAGUGUGGAGACCCAAAUUGAUGUUAUUAUGGCCACAUUUGCCUUACAUAAUUAUAUUCGGAAGAAUUCACAAGAUGACAUGAUGUUUAAUGUGCUUGAGCAGCAUCCAGAUUACAUACCGCCCGAUGAACUUCAAGAUUCAAGUAGUAAUACCUCCACCAACGAAAGUUUAAGUCAGACCUCUACUGAGAUGAAGGAGAUUCGCAACAAUCCCAUUUUUUUAGAACGAGUUGAAGGUAUAGGCACUAUUAGGGCAGAAGAAGCACUCAAUUGGGGUUUAUCCGGACCAAUGCUACGAGCUUCGGGAAUCGAAUGGGAUCUUCGUAAAAUCGAUCAGUAUGAGUGUUACGACGAAUUUGCUUGGGAGGUUCAAUGGCAAAAAGAGGGGGAUUCUUUAGCUCGUUAUUUAGUAAGAAUCGGCGAAAUGGAAGAAUCCAUAAAAAUGAUUCAACAGGCCCGGGAAGGAAUUCCGGGGGGGCCUUAUGAGAAUUUAGAAAUCCGACGUUUUGAUAGAAUUGUGUACUUCGUUGCUGCAAUUUUGAAUUUUUAG
Messenger RNA from Ipomoea triloba (trilobed morning glory), 2079 nucleotides. RefSeq lists its product as uncharacterized. Gene Ontology annotation, molecular function: quinone binding; NAD binding; oxidoreductase activity, acting on NAD(P)H. The transcript is spliced from 6 exons. Lineage: Eukaryota; Viridiplantae; Streptophyta; Magnoliopsida; Solanales; Convolvulaceae. The record is from RefSeq and is a predicted model, not a curated record. The coding region runs from base 1 to 2079 and encodes 692 amino acids.